Rhinichthys klamathensis goyatoka is the source of this 2570-nucleotide messenger RNA. It is a transcript of the gene ankrd34bb, whose product is annotated as ankyrin repeat domain 34Bb. Gene Ontology annotation, molecular function: protein binding. The transcript is spliced from 3 exons. Lineage: Eukaryota; Metazoa; Chordata; Actinopteri; Cypriniformes; Leuciscidae. Bases 687 to 2339 code for a protein of 550 amino acids. The record is from RefSeq and is a predicted model, not a curated record.
AUCAAAUGAAACUUUUUUUCCCAUUUUUAAUCCAUUAGGAGUCUUAUUAUUGGCCCUUCAGUGCCAUCAUUGCAGUUUUAUAAAAAGUGACUGCAUCACUCAAACAGAUCAAUACACUCCUCAUGAGCUAAACUGCUGCCUCAAAGGCGAGACAGUUGUGUCAUAAUGAUGUAAUUGCACAAUAGGUGCCAUCAUCGUGCGAUCAUGUUGACAUCAGAGUUAGGAACAAAUGAGAGUCUGCGUACAACCUCUGCAUACGAGUUCAAUAACUCCUUCGCAAUGUGAGAAUAAUGGAGCUAUCACUUACUGACGCUGGAUGUGUUGGGACUGGCGUCACCUUGCUCUAUUAAGCUUGACUGUCCUCCUGAUACACAGGGACUUGGUCUGUGGUGAGCUUGGCUGAGCACAGGCACUUGUUCUCUUUCUCUCUCCUGUAUCUGUGCCACUCUUUGAUUCACCUUCAGUGAGUGCACAUCUCCACAUGCUCAUCUCCCACUUCAAGCUCCAGCUUUAGUCUCACCCCAGGAUUACUCAUCUAUUUACAAAGAUGACAUGCCACAGGAACAAGCUAUUGGAAAUCUAGAGCAGCGACUGGUUUAUACGAGAAGCCAAUAAAGAAAUCAGCUUCUAUGACCCACUGAGCCAACCCUACAUUAGCCUCUCAACGGUCACACCACCACAUAAUCAUGGAGGACUCAACAGAGGUGCGCACGGGUGGAAACUCUUUGCUGAAAGCAGUGUAUCUGUGCCGCCUGAGGUUGACGCGCCUGCUGCUGGAAGGAGGGGCUUACAUUAAUGAAAGCAAUGAGAGGGGAGAAACUCCACUGAUGGUGGCCUGCAAAAGUCACCAUGCAGAUGCUCAGAGUGUGCCAAAACCCAAGAUCAUCAGGUAUCUUCUUGAAAAUGGUGCAGACCCCAACAUUCAGGAUAAGUCUGGUAAGACAGCCCUAAUGCAUGCCUGCAUAGAGCGGGCGGGAGAUGAGGUGCUGUCGCUUCUGCUCUCCAGUGGAGCUGACCCUAGUUUAGAGGACCACAAUAGUUCCUCUGCUCUGGUCUACGCAGUUAACGCUGGAGACAAGGAUGCACUGAGAGUACUACUGGACGCCUGCAAGGCCAAGGGCAAAGAAGUCAUCAUCAUUACAACAGACAAACUACCCUCUGGAAGACAAAUGACCAAGCAGUAUCUGAACGUACCACCACCUCCAAAUCUUGAGGACCGGUUGCACUGUGCCUCUGCGUCAUGUAUGUGCCCCUCUGAAAUGAAUCUUUUUACCCCGCAUAUCUCACCUCCCACCAACAACCAAUCUGAGACCCUGGGAUCCACUCCAACACUUCCCACAUCUAAGCCAGGAUCACCGACUCAAGAUUCAAGCCCUCUGCAAGCGGCUAGUGUGGUGAAGCUGCUGCAUCUACAGAGGCUUAACUCAGAGCCCUGGCUGAAGAUCCCUCCUUCUCUGCUCCUACAGCAAAGCAAGUCCUCAUCCUUGACCGAGGAGCUUCUAGAUAUCACCCCCGAAGAGGAGCUCUCAUUUGGGUACAAUGGUUGCAGACCUCUACUGAGAACGACGGUAGCUCGGCACCAAAGCAUUGACGUCAAAGACUCUACUGGUCUGCUUAGAGCCUUUGAGACAACAUCUGAAAGAGAACUAACAAAAGAACAGAAAUGGCUCAGUAGAAAAAUGUCCUACGAUGGUGAGUUGUUACCGCACUCUUCCUCACAUCAGAACCUCAAGCAGGCAUCCAUCUCAGACACUGCUCCUGUGGACCGGGGCCCAGACUGUCUUCCCAACCUGGCUGUUUCAAGCCUACGCAAUGUGUUUCGUCGGCGCAACUUCGGAAUGGACCACUACAGUUCUGACUCUCAGUUGCCUCAAUUUGGGAGCCACCCCUCUGAAGACCUCGGGAAGACUGGAGGAGGAGGAGGAACUGGGGCAAUGGAGAAACGCAAGCUUGUUACCAGCCGCUCCUCCACUCUCUCUGGAUCCAGAGAGUCUCUGGAGAGUGUCGUUCAGAGGAGGAGCCCGGCGAUGCUGGAGCGGAGGGGAUCUGGAGCCCUACUCCUAGACCAUAUCUCACAAACCCGCCCUGGUUAUCUGCCACCUCUUAAUCCACAUGCACCCAUUCCAGAUAUCAAAGUCAACACCUGUGUUGGCGUCAACAGUGGAAGCAAGCCUGUGGCAGGAACUUCACCCAUUGUUCCUGGAUUGAGGCAUUUUGUCCCCAUUGCCCCGAGCCAUCCCAGAGAUCUCAAGAACAAGAAGAGUCUGUUAAGACGACACUCCAUGCAAACUGAGCAGAUCAAGCAGCUGGUCAAUUUCGAGGAAAUCUUUGGUCAGUAAACAUCACAGAGGAAAGUUGUGGUAAAUAUAGAAAUUUCAUUUGACAAAGUCUGAAAUCUGAACAGAAUACAUUUUAAAUAUGAAUCAUAAUAAACAUAAACCACACCCUAAAAUGCACUUUCCAGACUGGACAGUGGUAAUAUGUUUAUUUUGACUAUUGUAAACUUUACUGCACUUUACUGCUGUUAUUUGUACUCUCUCAUUAGUGCACUGAAUCAGAAUACUGAAACG